GGGAAGAGUUGCUUGCAAGGAUUGGGGCAAACACCCAGAGGGGAAAGGCGGGACUUCCGCCUCCUGCCGGAAGUGACGCGACAGUCGCGGCCGCCGCCAGGUGGAACGGCAGGUGAGUUCAGGUGCCAUCCUGGCCUGGACCCCGCUGUGGGACCGACGCUUCCGGUGAGCAACAGAGGCAGCUUCCGAGGACCUGGAGACCCGUGGGGAGGGCUCUGGGAACGGAGCCCACCGCCCUGGCCUGGAGUUCCCCGCUGUACCUCUUCCCCAUUCCCCUCCCGAGCUGGGCAGAUAGCCAACCCACCCCAACUCUCGGAACCAUGUUUGCAGACUUGGAUUAUGACAUCGAGGAGGAUAAACUCGGAAUCCCUACUGUGCCUGGGAAAGUGACCCUGCAGAAGGAUGCUCAGAACCUAAUCGGGAUCAGCAUUGGAGGAGGGGCUCAGUACUGUCCCUGCCUCUAUAUCGUACAGGUAUUUGACAAUACCCCAGCAGCCUUGGACGGCACAGUGGCAUCUGGCGAUGAGAUCACCGGUGUCAAUGGCAAGUCAAUCAAAGGAAAAACUAAGGUGGAGGUGGCAAGGAUGAUCCAGGAGGUGAAGGGGGAAGUGACCAUCCACUACAACAAGCUGCAGGCAGAUCCCAAGCAGGGCAUGUCCCUGGACAUUGUGUUGAAGAAGGUCAAGCACCGGCUGGUGGAGAACAUGAGUUCAGGGACUGCAGAUGCCCUGGGCCUGAGCCGGGCCAUCCUGAGCAAUGAUGGGCUUGUCAAGAGGCUGGAAGAGCUGGAGCGGACUGCCGAGCUAUACAAAGGGAUGAUGGAACACACCAAGAACCUCCUGCGGGCCUUUUAUGAGCUGUCACAGACCCAUCGAGCCUUUGGGGAUGUGUUCUCCGUGAUUGGGGUGCGGGAGCCCCAGCCAGCUGCAAGCGAGGCUUUUGUGAAGUUUGCCGACGCCCACCGCAGCAUUGAGAAGUUUGGCAUUCGGCUACUGAAAACCAUCAAGCCGAUGCUGACAGAUCUGAACACAUACCUCAAUAAAGCCAUCCCAGACACUCGCCUCACCAUCAAGAAGUACCUGGACGUGAAGUUUGAGUACCUGUCGUACUGCCUGAAGGUGAAGGAGAUGGACGAUGAGGAAUACAGCUGCAUUGCCCUAGGGGAGCCCCUGUACCGAGUGAGCACAGGCAACUACGAGUACCGCCUGAUCCUGCGCUGCCGCCAGGAGGCCCGCACCCGCUUCUCCCAAAUGCGCAAGGAUGUGCUAGAGAAGAUGGAGCUGCUGGAUCAGAAGCAUGUCCAGGACAUUGUGUUCCAGCUGCAGCGCUUCGUGUCCACCAUGUCCAAGUACUACAAUGACUGCUACGCAGUGCUGCGCAACGCCGACGUCUUCCCCAUCGAGGUGGACCUGGCGCACACCACGCUGGCCUACGGCCUCACCCAGGAUGAGUUCAUCGAUGGGGAGGACGAGGAGGAGGAGGAUGAGGACACAGCAGCCGGGGAGCCGUCUAGGGAUACACGAGGGGCCACCGGACCCUUGGACAAGGGUGGAAGCUGCCAGAGGAAGAGUGGUCUCUGGGCCUGCCUUAGCAAGGAGACGAGAACAGGAAGGAAGACGGGUUGGAGGGGGCAGAACGUCCAGGACCCGAUCCUCGUGGGCAACUCUGCUGGCCCCCCCGGAGCCUGCCAGGAGUGUGGGGCUAGGGGGACAGCCCAAGGUGGGGCCACUGUCUCAUGUACACCCUCACCUCGCCCCAGGCGGACCCCACCCAGCGCACACCGCGGCGGCCUUUAUUUAUUUUGCUCCCCCGGCUCAUACUUCUCUGGAACAGGGCUGGUGUUGGGCCUGUACUGAAUAAA
Messenger RNA from Cynocephalus volans (Philippine flying lemur), 1861 nucleotides. RefSeq names its product protein interacting with PRKCA 1 (gene PICK1). The record is from RefSeq and is a predicted model, not a curated record. Gene Ontology annotation, molecular function: phospholipid binding; protein domain specific binding; protein kinase C binding. The transcript is spliced from 14 exons. Gene Ontology annotation, biological process: receptor clustering; regulation of Arp2/3 complex-mediated actin nucleation; dendritic spine maintenance. The coding region runs from base 321 to 1856 and encodes 511 amino acids. Gene Ontology annotation, cellular component: synaptic vesicle; trans-Golgi network membrane; neuron projection. NCBI's taxonomy places the organism in Eukaryota, Metazoa, Chordata, Mammalia, Dermoptera, Cynocephalidae.